Molecule: messenger RNA, 2583 nt
Organism: Entamoeba invadens IP1
Lineage: Eukaryota; Evosea; Mastigamoebida; Endamoebidae
Exons: 4
Coding region: 1-2583 (860 amino acids)
Source: RefSeq, a predicted model, not a curated record
AUGGUCGUUCUAACCAUAUUUUUUGCUCUUAUUAUCGUCUCAAAGUCGGCUAUCAGUCCAUGGGUGGAAGAUACUUCACUCUCUACACAUUUAAGAGUCAAAAGAGCGGUCGAGUUUGCUUUUAAAGAACAAACUAAUUUGGACUUGAUGAUUAAUGAAGAUACAACCAGACCUUUUGUGAGAGGUAACACUUUCACAACGUCACUCUCGCUAUUUCCGAACCUUGAAAUAAUACAAGUACACAACACUGAGUUCACAACCUGGCAAACGACUAAAAUAAUUGACUGGACCACUGCAUUCUUCCCUUUGACUAAUUACACAAAAACACUUUCUUUUUUGGAAGAACCAGAUGUAGACACUACAAAGGCUUUUGUUGCGUUCAUGUCGUAUCCUGUUUCUAACACCAUUAUAUCAAAACCGACUUUUGGGAGAACUUUAACAUCAAUACAAAUUAAAGGAGGAGAAAAUAAAGACAGUAAUGUUUAUUCCAUAGUGGGUAACGUAUUUAUAGACUAUGACUUAGACAUAUGUAAACGUAUGUUUAACACUGGGUUUACACAAGAAUACACAGAGACAAUGAAAGAUUGGGAAGAAGUGUUGUCGACGACCAUGUGGAGUGAAGGAAUAGAUGUGUCCACUUUCAUGACUUUCUCCAUAGAAGGAUACUUUUGUUUUCCUAUGGUUGAUUACAUAUUCUUUGAUGAAACAUCCAAAGUGUCUACAAAGUGGAAAUACUGUAACAAGUAUCUUGAAGACACUGAUAACUUUAAUAGUGAUCCUUGUUGUAACAGAAGUGCCCCAGGCAAAUGCAACACAUUCAGAGAUAGAAAGUCGACAUAUAUGGGAAAAGAGCCUGUCUGUAUGUUCGACUUUUUAAAUAAUGUGGAUAUGAAUUUGACUGAUAAGCAAAAAAUAGAGUUAAAUGUGAGGUCUUUUGCAAUGACCGAAGUCACACAGUAUUUCCAUGACUACCACUUUUGGUCUCUUCCAACUGUUUUAUGGAAUUUUAUUAAUUCAAACCAACACAAGAGAUACAAUUUGGAAGAGUUGGAAAUGAGCGUUGCAGUUGCAUUGGGAGAGCCGAAAUCAGUUGAGUUUGAAUUUGAUCCUGCGCAUCCCAACUACUGUUAUGCAUAUGAUGGAAGACAUUUCAAUUCAAAAGAUGACAAUCCCAAUUGUGAGGGAUAUGUUUGUGAUGUUAAAACCGAUCGGUGGGUAUUCAAAUCUAAAGAAGAAGCUCUUUCAAAGUGUCCCCAAUUAGCUACCAAAUGUGCUAUACAAAAUCAAGGAUGUGGUAUUGGUGAUAAUGUAAAGAGACCGGCUAAUGUAAGUGAUAUUGGUGACUCUUUCAAGCGAUUUGUGAGUGUUCUUGAUAUCACUCCAGAGGAGUGUACUGCAAUCAAAGGAAUUGAUUUGACUCAAAUGAAUUCAAAUACUGAUGAUGACUAUGAGUGUCUCAGUCAAGUAGUCGGAUGUGCAGAGAUAUUAAGUCCCGAGUUUGUUCAUUGUGAUGAAGCAAGCAUGUUGACUAAUGUUUUCAUGUUUAAUGAAAGGACUUUGCCACGUGCAGAGACGUUUAGACUAAAAAGAGCAACAGCAGACACUCCGGUGAAAAGUUCAGUGAAGACUCUUACUCCAAAUUAUGAAGAUUCUAUUAAAGUGUUUUAUGUGAAAUACAUUGCAGCUGAACUCACACAACGAGCUCCAGUUUUCUUUGAAUUUUUCAAUAGAGAAAUAUCGACCUUUAUCACUGACUGUGUAUUUGUUGGGAAGGAUAAAUAUGUAGAUUAUAGUGGUGUUGAUUUUCCAUUGACAGUGAUGACAUUGAACAGAGACAAAUCAACCAAAUAUGAAGAAUUUGAGUUGGAAGCUGCAGGGAGUUUAGACGACUUAAAAAUGAUACAAUAUGAUCGAUUUUAUGCGUGUGGGUCAACUGCAAUAUUUGGGACUAUAGAUGGACGUGCGAAGGUCAUGGGAAGUCAAUAUCCUUUGUUAAAUUAUUUUAAUGAAAAAAUCGAUGAAGCAAAAGACAAUUUAGGGUUUAGAAUGCCAGUCAAAUACAAUGACUCAAUUGGUGGGCGAGAUGAAAGUUUCACGAUUGGGUAUAUCGUAGGAGACGCUGUCAAAUUUACUGAAAUAGUUGCAGAAAACCAUUCAGCCAUAUAUAUGGGAAUUAGUGAAUAUUCAACAGUCGACUUCACAGAGGCAAGUACAUAUCCUAUUAAUGACUUUUUAAGAAUAAGAGAAACAGAAGAGAAUGGGCAAACUAAGUUAUGGAUAGAACCCCUUUAUUUGGAAUGUGUCCACACUUCUUCUGACGAUAACAAAUUUGUGUUUGACUUUGUCAACUCGUAUGUUCUUUGUAAGGUACCAGAAAGCGUCUAUUUAACAUUCACUAAAGACGAUGGCAUAUUACCAAUUUACAGACUCCCUAAAAAUAAAAUUAAAAAAGACUACCCUAAAGAUUCUAACACUAAAACAGUCGUUGUAAUAGUAGUACCAUCAGUCAUAGGAGCUUUGAUUCUUAUUACUCUUCUAAUUGUUAUAAUUGUUGGGACUAUCAAGUACAGAAUCGCUAAGUGA